AUUCAUUGCCAUCAAUUAAAAAAAUGGUUGUCAAAAGAAUUGAUAAUUCCGAUUCAAUUUUUUUCCUGGAGAGUCCUGAAAGAGAUAUCCGCAUUGAAAAGUAUUUCAGUGAUAAAUGCUCAAAGUUGAAGAAAAGAAAUGAGGAUAUGAAUGAAGAAAUUAAAUGGAGAAAAACGAGAAUUUCUGAUUAUGGAGAGCAUUUGAAUAUGAGUUUGGAUGAGUUGAAAGAUAAAUUCAAGGCUGUGACACGGAAAAGAGAUACGAUUCGAUUUACGGAACAUUUGAAGAAAAAACAAGAAAAAUUGUAUAAAGAUUUGGAAAGUAUUAAAGAAGAUUCCAAAAAUAAUACGAUUCAUGGAAAUGUUCUUCGGUUUAGAAGAGAAUAUGAAAAUGAAGAUUCGAAAAGAAAACUUGAUGAAAUGAAGAAUACAUUGGAUCAAUUGAAAUCUGAAAAUAAAGCAUGGAAGAUUCUGUCGGAGGAUGUUCAAUGUGAAUCUGAUCUAUGGAAUUUAGUUACAGAGAAACGAAAAUCUAGUUGGUUAACUGAAAAGAAAAUCAACGAAUACAUGAGUAACAUGCAGAAAAAUCUUAGCUCUGCUGUCAAUGAAUUCAACACACUCCGUGGUCAAAUCAGAAAUGAGCUGAAUCCUGAAGAUAAUGAUGAAGAAGAAGCAAAGAUUCGAAAACAAAAUAUGAUGAAAAAACAGAUGGAAAGGAAAUUGGAAAAACUGAAAAUUGAUAAUGCUGAUCUACUGAAAUCUAAUUGUUGAAUUCUUUGGUUUUUUCAAUUACCUGUUGUUGUAUAAAAUGUUUAUAAAAUAAAUGAUUCAACUUU
Molecule: messenger RNA, 835 nt
Organism: Caenorhabditis elegans
Lineage: Eukaryota; Metazoa; Nematoda; Chromadorea; Rhabditida; Rhabditidae
Gene: Y106G6D.2
Product: Pre-mRNA-splicing factor SYF2
Exons: 2
Coding region: 24-770 (248 amino acids)
Source: RefSeq, marked reviewed